Messenger RNA from Protopolystoma xenopodis, 516 nucleotides. Lineage: Eukaryota; Metazoa; Platyhelminthes; Monogenea; Polystomatidea; Polystomatidae. The record is from the annotation of a GenBank genome assembly.
CCUGAUAUUCCUCCCCAACAAGUGAAUCAGACAGCUUUCAAUUUUACUGGCGCUUCAUCAAGGCCAAUGUACCCAGGUGGCACCGCCAAUCCUAUAUCACAUGGUGGUGGACGCUCUGCUGGUCUUUCUGUGAUUGGCUCUUCCUCCACCUAUGGCGCGAAUUCUAACGUUACACCAAACCUCUGGCUUCCUGGUCAGUUCCUUCGUCCUCAUAUCGGCCAGCCUUGUGAAUUGCUAUCUAAUGGAACUCAGUCGCCUCAAUAUGCAUCAGCAAUGGUAACUCCAACGGCCAACCAGCUACAGUUUAUUGGUUACCAGCACCCACAGGCCAUGCCAGUUUUGUCCAACUUUCAACAUAAUUACCAGGUUACUCCACAGACUUAUCUCGCUCAGGCAAGCUAUAUUUAUGUAGAAAAACUGGGUUUCGAAGAAUUCCGUAAUAGAUUCAUGUUGGAGUAUCUUUCAUUUCGUUUAAAGAGGCGAGUUGAAAAGAUUCGUAAGUUGGCUCUACCGUAG